GUGACUGAUGAGUGCAGUGUUGUGGAGUCGCCUGGCUCUUUCUUUAACGUACAUUUGCCCACUUCUAUCCACUGCUUUACGGAACAUUUCCUCCAGAGGUGAAGCGUUACACGGCUGUCGAAGAUGUCUGUGGCCGGGCUGAAGAAACAGUUCCAUAAAGCCAGUCAGAAAAUUGAGGUGACCAACAAGUCAGUGUUUGACCUCUUGUCCAAAACAACAGAAUACCUCCAGCCUAACCCAGCUUCUCGAGCCAAACUGAACAUGCUGAAUACAGUGUCUAAGAUCCGAGGGCAGGUGAAGACCACCGGCUACACUCAGACCGAAGGCCUGCUGGGAGACUGCAUGCUGCGCUACGGCCACGAACUGGGAGAGGACUCUGUCUUUGGCCAUGCUCUGGUGGAUAUGGGUGAGGCCAUGAGGCAGAUGGCAGAUGUGAAGGACUCCCUGGACAUAAACGUCAAACAAAACUUUAUUGACCCCCUGCAGAACUUACAGGACAAGGACCUCAAGGAGAUCACGCACCACCUGAAGAAGCUGGAGGGCCGUCGAUUAGACUUUGACUAUAAGAAGAAGCGUCAGGGGAAGAUCCCAGACGAGGAGAUCCGGCAGGCUGUGGAAAAGUUCGAGGAGAGCAAAGAGCUGGCCGAGAGGAGCAUGUUCAACUUCCUGGAGAAUGAUGUGGAGCAGGUGAGCCAGCUGUCGGCACUGAUUGAGGCGGCAGUAGAGUACCACCGACAGUCGUGUGAAAUUCUGGAGGAGCUCAGCAAAAAGCUCCAGAAGACGAUAUCCACAGCCAGUAGCCGGCCCAAGAGAGAGUUCAAACCAACGUCCAUCAGGAGCAGCAUGGAGACCCUGGACAACAGUCAGCACAACGGCCUCUCCUACAGCUCCUCGCUCAAAUCCACCGAUAUCCAGAUCAGCCACAAAGUCAAUGGGAAAACUGAUCAUAUAUCCUCUGUUCCACUGUCAUGGCCUGAGAGCCCCACUACCAAUGGCAAUAUUCACCAGUCAGAGGUUUUGGACCAGCCGUGCUGUCGCUCCCUCUACGACUUUGAGCCAGAGAACGAGGGAGAGCUGGGCUUCAAGGAGGGCGACAUCAUCAUCCUCACCAACCAGAUAGACGAGAACUGGUACGAGGGCAUGAUCAAUGGCGAGUCCGGCUUUUUUCCCAUCAACUAUGUGGACGUCAUCGUCCCCCUGCCUCAGUGAAGACCGGCACCCCGAGUCCUCUGCGGACUCCCUCCUGCCUCAUCACACUCAGCCUCUGUCCUCAGCUCGACUCUGGCCUCACCUGGAAACACACAGGGGCCAGCUCAGCCGAAGCUGAACAAAAAUGUCUGUCUUCUGAUUUUUAAACCGAGCCAGAGAGGUAGUAGAUUUGUCCCAAGCCAACUUAAGAUCAAAGUCGCUGUUGUUUUCUCUGUUAAUAUUUAUGAACCUGAAGCCAACUGACCCAACCCAAGCCAUUGGGACACUUCCUAAUUGGUCUGACCAAGGUGAAACAGUCACCAAACUCCAUCCCGUCAGUCCUUCAGAUGACGCUGCUCCCUGUUUAUUCAAGUUUCUAUUGUUGAACUGUCUGCCUGUUUUUGCCCACUUAUCACAAACUGAGGCUCCUCAACUCUGCUAGAAGUGGACAUCUUGACUGCACUGUUAGUCACUACAAAGAAUUUCUAUACUUUUAUUUGCAUUAUCGUCACAAUAGGAACAUUUCAGGAUAUUUUCAAUCCCAUUACAUUGUCAUAUAGUUACCCCAAAAAUGAAAAAGGCUUUGUAUUUGCACCACAAAUCCCUUUAUAUGAUUGCCUGAACUGUCAUGGAUCUCUCACGUCAUAGUGAUUACAUACAAGCUAGCUAAGAAGCUAACAUAAUCCAAGUAGAAACAUGAAUCAGGUUGAUGUUUAGGAGCUGUUCACCCAAAUAUUAUCAAGACAUGCACAUAGUUUUGGUUUUAUUUGUCCAAGUUUAGACAAGUUUAGUUAUUUGUCCAAGUUUUGUCCAGAUAUUUGUCUGUGAGGUUUUUGGCUUCACCCUAAUACAAUGGAGGUGAAUGAGAUUUAAUUUGUGGCUCUCACAGGAUUAAAUAGAAAUUAAAAAAUUCAAGAUGUGGCUAACAAAAUAUGAUUUGUUUUAAUUUGGGUGAACUUACCCUUUGAUGGCCAGCUUGUAUGUUUAAGAAAAACAACAUGGCUGCCACAGCCUUGUAUUUCCCUGGUUUUGCUUUAUAUUUUAAAAUAAUUUUAUGUUUUGUUUUAUUCUCUAAACACAAGCCUCACUUUUUUGUAUGUGGCGCUUUGUGAGGCCUUCAAGUCAAGUCUUGCCAAAGUUCAAGGAUAAUUCCAGUUUAUUUCAGCUUUGUUCUUCUCGUACUUUUGGCCAUUAUUUGGCAUUUAUAUCAGUAGUUAUUACAAUGUACUCUGUAAGUUUAGAUUGGGAAGCAAAGCACCGCAGCAGACAAUAUUUAAUACCAACAGUGGGACAGGCCUGUACACCAAACAGCAGACAGACAGCGUUAGAAGACAUAAAGUUAUAAUAUGUCAUAAUACACGUGUCAUAUGCAGUUUGUUGUGGUGUUCUACCCCAUAGUAGCCAAAUACAAACUGUUUCUGCUUUAGACAAACCUCCAGGUUAAAGAGAGAAAAUUACGUGAAAAGGUAAAAAACUGUCUGUUGUGUACAUCCAUCACUGUUCACAACUUCCUGAUUUAUCUUUGACCUGCUGACCAUGACAUAGUCGUGAACACUGUUCUUGUGCAAUCAAGAAUUGUUAUGAAUGUCUCAGGCAUGCUCACUUUCAGUUUUACCCCCCAAAGACGUUGUUUAGAUUACUGCUUCCCAACUCUCAUUUAUGUGGAAAAAAACCCAAAUUAUAUUUAAAGUUUAGAUUAUUAUUUAAAAUCUAAUCUUUGAACUUUUCUAAUGCGGGAUCAGAGUAAUCAGUGAACAACUGUUAUUGUGAUGCAUUGAAUAUGAAAUAUCCAUAAAAUAUGUCACUGAGUCAGUUUACUCAAUGAUAGGAUAGGGCUCCCUUAAGGAAAAAUGUUGGGAAUCACUGCAUUAGAUAAUCUGGAUAAUCUGUCUGCUUGUUUAUUCUUUGGGAUUGUCUGACUGCUUGUGUUUCUAGCCUGUCAGCCACUUUGCUGAGUACAAUGCUCUCAAAACUGAUGGAAAUGAUGGCCAAAAUUACUGCUGUUAUAAACCAGAAUCAUCAUUUAAAAUGUGAAAUCAAACCUAUGAUCGAUGUAGGCUUUAGCUCGACGGCGCUCUGCACAAACAUUCCAUCGCUAUUUAUUUUAGACACACUUUUAUUUUGUGAACAUUUCAAGCCACGGCUCUUGAACAUCGAUCACACCACUAAAAGUCAGCCUCACAUUCCACUGGGAUAGUGCUAGACAGUAUGUGACGUGUGUUACUUGUGUGUUCACGUCGGUCCUACCUGUGUCGUAACUCUGUACCUUCCUGUUGGCGUCCUCUCUUCUCCUGCCUGUUUGCCUGCUGUGCUCUUAAGUGUAUCAGAACACGACAAUGUUUCGACUGUGAGGAUCUCUCUGAAUGUCUAUCUCUCUCUCUGUUUACAUGCUCUGACUUAUUGUGACAUAAUAUAAGGACUGUACCGCCCGCUCUGUGUCAAAUAGGGAUGAAUGCCUUGUCACACUGAAAUCAUAUGAAAGUGCUUUUUGAAAUGUCUGUAUUGCACUGAAGCUUUAGAAACUACCUACUGUACCACAUGCGUUUAUGGAUACGCACCUUUUUUGUUUGUUGAUGUUUUUUCCUUUUCUUCGGCAUUGCACUUUGUGUUAUUCACAACGGGGUUAGAAUCACUACCAUAUCAGAUAUACGUGAAGCCAAAAUGGUAAAUACUUAGAUUUAUAUAACCACAGAUGUUCUUUGUACUGUGUUAUGUUGAAUCCACUCUCUCAAUUAUUGUAACGUAGACUGAAAAAAUGGUUGUGUCACAUCUUAAAUGGGAUGAGUCUGUGGAAGUAGAUGACCCCUGUUCCAGCUCUCUGGUUAGCUAGCGAUAAGCCAUAGGAUAAGUAAAGGCCUGCAGUUACUGUGUGGUUGUGCUGAUAGACCUGUUAAUUUAGCGCAAGUCGGUAAAACACCUUGACAGCCUGAGAAGCAGCUGUCUCCUGACAGUGGUUGUUAGUUAAAUGCCACCAGACAAAAGGGUGCAAGAGGUCAAUCACAGUAAAUUCUCUGAGAGGCCUUUAUUUCCCUCAACCGCAAAGAAAAUCUGACUUUUAUUUUAAACUUGAUUUCUAAUGCCCCACUGUUUUUUAGGUUUAUUUGAUCAUGUUUUAAUAAGAGGACUCCCUGUUUUCUGAUCUGCUCCUGGCUUUUAACAUGCUGUUGAUACAAACUCAGCCAGUUCAAAUUCAUGAUACAUUUCCACAGCACUAAUUCCAACAGAUUCUUGUCAUACUUACCACUCUGCUGCUCUGAUAUAAAUAUGGUUUUCUUUCAUUCAUUCCAGUUGCUUUACUUUGAGCUUCUUUUUAAAGGUUUUUACAUUAAAAGCUUUUACUGUUACUCACAGGACAUAGAGUUACAGAAUGGGUGCACCUUUAAAUUAUUCAGUUUAAAGGUCCAGUGUGUAACAUUUAGGAGAAUCUAUUGUCAGAAAUUGAAUAUGAUAUUCAUAAGUAUGCACAGAGCAUGGAAUUUAAAGAUCUGUCAUAUCUGCUGCUAGUAGUAGACACGCUAAAAAUUAUACUUUUGAGAAAAUUGGUUUUACAACAUGCAGUUUACUGAUGAACAAAUGAAAAUCAGCAACUGUAGUAUCAUGUUUCGUUCACAACUGCAGCAACAAAGCAUGCUACAGCUCUGAUUAUCAACAGCAAGAGCAGCCGAGGAUCAUGGGUGUUGUGGUAUUUGGAGCCGUACACCAUGCCAAAAUGGCAGACAAAACAUGAGUGGAGAAAGUGGCCAUAAUAUAAACCUAAAGGAUUGUUUCAUUGUCUAGCAGAUUCUAAAGUUUCUAUUGCUUUAAAGAAACAUUUGAAAUCAGAAAACACGAAAAAAUCUGCUAUUCCUACGCUUUUAGUUUUAAACAUUUGCAGUAAAAUGUUGAAACAGUGUUUAUGUUAAAUGUAUUAAAAGUGUGUUUACCAGGGUGGUGAGUAUGACUCUGAUGUUGUACUGAUGGAAUUUGUGCUUUUAAAAUAUAACAUUAUAUUGAAUUUACCACAUGAGCUAUCAGAGUACAGGUAAUUCCAGCCAAACGCAAUACUAAGCCAGGGACCAUUUAUUUGCCCACUAUUUGAAUACUGCCUUUCACUGGUGAAUUUGCAGUACUCUAUAAUAUUCUUAUGGAAAAAAGUGUGUUUUAUCCACAGAGUUACUGAACAGACAUAACCCCAGACUUAAAAUCACCUUUGUGUCUAAUACAUACAAUACAUACUUGACGAACUGCAUUCCUAAUCCACGUUAUUUUUUUUCAUCUUUUAUCGUAUGUGGACCAACUUUAUACAAAAAAGAGAGAAAAUAAAGAAAAUGUAUUGGAUACUUACUGUUAGCUUGCAGUUGCUUAGG
Molecule: messenger RNA, 5534 nt
Organism: Morone saxatilis (striped sea-bass)
Lineage: Eukaryota; Metazoa; Chordata; Actinopteri; Moronidae
Gene: sh3gl3a
Product: SH3-domain GRB2-like 3a
Biological process (GO): synaptic vesicle uncoating
Cellular component (GO): cytoplasm; glutamatergic synapse; presynapse
Molecular function (GO): protein binding
Source: RefSeq, a predicted model, not a curated record